Messenger RNA from Tetrahymena thermophila SB210, 2247 nucleotides. RefSeq names its product transmembrane protein, putative. The transcript is spliced from 5 exons. The record is from RefSeq and is a predicted model, not a curated record. Lineage: Eukaryota; Ciliophora; Oligohymenophorea; Hymenostomatida; Tetrahymenidae.
AUGAAAGAGAAAGAAAACAAAAUUGCUUCUCUUGAUUUAGAGAGCCAAUCAAACUCUAAAAAUUAUGAUUCUGUUUCAUUAGAAAUACAAGAAGACAAUAUUACCAAUAAUUUAAAACAUUAUUAAAUUUAGUUCUAAUUAGGAAAAUCUGCAGUCAAAAAUAAAUCAGAUGUAACAGCUAAUAGCGCAAAACUACAAUAAUUUGAAAUGGCUAAGCAAUCGAAUUAAUACAGAAGCCAGCUUUAAAGUAUAAAUCUUAAGGAUAGCAAUGCUUAAGGAAAAUUUGUUAAUAUAGAUAUAUAGGAUCCUUAGCCAAUCAGUGAUAGAUUUAUUGAAAAUAAUAAUGUAGUGAAAUAAAGUAAUAACUAAUAAUUCUAGUAAGCUUAGCAAUCAGGCUAGUUGUAAAAAUAAAAUAGUCUUACUUUUUAAGAUCUAAUAUAUGAUAUUUCAAAUGAAGUUAAGGCUAUGUAGCAAAAUUAACAUAUAAUUACCCCCAAAAACAUCGAUGAUACAUACAAAUCAACAAAUGGUACUAGAUAGCUUUAAAAAUCUUCUACAUUAUUUGACGAUGAGUACUUUUUUGAUGAAAGAGAAUAAACUUCUGUAAAAAAAAGUAGAUAUCUUAAUCCUGAACUAUUUCAUAAGCUUAGAGACCAUCAAGUUGAUUGGAAUUUAAAAGUUUUCUUUGAAUUUCUUAUUUAUCACUUUCUUUUUUACUACAUAACUGGACCAUUCACAAUAAUUUUAUUCUUCAGAAAAGAAAAACUUAUGAGAAACUUGAGUUUUUGGGGAAAUAAAUUUUAGUUCUAUAUUCAAUCUGUACUUUAUUUUUUAAAUGCCUUCAAUCUGAUACUUUAUUUUACUUCUGAUAAUACCAAUAUAUUUACUGUUGAGAUAGUCUAUAUGGAAGUUGUUUUAUUUUUAAGAGCUUACAUCAUUUCUUGCAAAUAUGCAACUCUCCAUCCAGACAAACUAUAGUUAUAUAAAAAUUAUGAGCUAGAAGGAGAAUUAACGCUUUAAGAUUAUUAUUUUGCUAGAUGGGUUUUUUAGAGUGAUAUCACUGUUUACAGAGAGUCUUAUAAUGCUUUUUAGAGAGGAGAAUUUGAUUCCUCGAUGUUUUAUUUGAACUUCAUUGUUAACCCUAGUUAGGAAUGUAUUCACUAGUUUGAUGAUGGAAUUCAAUCUCUUAAAAAGUGGCACAAGCAUGAUCAUGAGUAUAUUACUCCUUGUAUAUUUCCUUCUGAAAACUAUGUAUAUGGGUAUGGAGUAGUUCAUUAUUUAAUUAAGAACUUUACUAAAGAUAAUCCAAAUGCUCCACUUUUGGCUAUGGCUAUAAUUCUAGCACUCUUUAGAGGGUUUUUGCUUUUAAUAUAUAGAUAUUUAGACAAAGAAAUUAGCUAUACCAACUUUUCUACUAUUGAAAUCAUCUAGAUGGUUGGAAUAGUUUACAAUACUUCUUUUGGAUAUUUUAGUUCAUUUGUUUUUCUUAUAUUCUUUACUAAAGAUUUAAAAUUAAAAAAUUACUUACAAAAAUAAUGUAUAUAGCUCAUUUCUCCCAAAAAGCUCAGUUUGGGAGUUAAGAAAUUGCUCCCAACAAUAAAUUUUACUGAUCCUUACUCAAUAAAAACUUGGUCAACAUUGAGGAGACUAUUUUUAGAUUAUGGCAAAGCUUAUUAUUUAAGACUUGAAGCUUUUAUAUCUAUCUACGUGUUUGUUGCAGUAUUUAGUUUAGCAACUCUAAUGUUAUGGCUCUUUGAUGUAUAUGUUUUACCUACUAAUAUAGGAGUAGCUUGCGGUUUUGAAGCUUUUAUGAUAUUGUUCUUUUUAUUUUAUUUACUUAUAUAAGGAGCUGUGAUAAAUACUAAUUUUGACAUGAAUAAAAAUAUAAUUUUUGAUUAUUAAAUGGCAUAUGAUGAUGUGAUUAGACUACGUAAAUUCUACUUUCACAAUAGUUAGUAAUCCUCAAACAUGGUCAGAUAAAAAAUUAUUUCUUCAGUUCAAAAAAAAUUCAAAAUAAAAGAAUACACCGACAAAGAGUAAGACGAAAAAAUUUAAGAUUAUUUAAAUGAAAUUAAAGAAUCUUUUAAUGACUGCUAUAAAGAAGUUAACUAAGACUCAAUAACUUAGCCAUUUGUAUUCUUUGGUAUAUAAAUAACAACAGUUUUAGUAUAAAAUGUACUAAUUGCAUUAGGUACGUCUGCUGUUGGUGUUGCAUAAUACUACAUAAAUAGUAGAAACAAAAAAUGA